Messenger RNA from Calliphora vicina (urban bluebottle blowfly), 833 nucleotides. RefSeq names its product CDGSH iron sulfur domain 2 (gene Cisd2). Gene Ontology annotation, molecular function: 2 iron, 2 sulfur cluster binding. The record is from RefSeq and is a predicted model, not a curated record. Bases 83 to 487 code for a protein of 134 amino acids. Gene Ontology annotation, biological process: regulation of autophagy. Lineage: Eukaryota; Metazoa; Arthropoda; Insecta; Diptera; Calliphoridae. The transcript has 4 exons. Gene Ontology annotation, cellular component: mitochondrial outer membrane; intracellular membrane-bounded organelle.
UUUAACGAAUGUCAAUAACAAAAGAGAAUUGUAAAAAGACUUUAGUUUCUUGCGGUAUUAUUUAGCAUACGAAAUUAACAAAAUGAAUAGCAUUUCGGGACUUGUAAAGGAAACCCUGCCAAAUUAUUUGUCCAGUUUGCCAGUACCCGAUACAUUUUCGGGCUGGUUUAAAUUGUCAUUCAAAGAUUGGUUAUCCCUAAUACCACCCACUGCCGUUGCUGCCGGUAUUGGUUAUACCAUUUAUUUGGCUUAUUGUCCAGCUGCUCGUGCUGGUGGCUGCUCUAAAGCCGGCAUAUGCAAUCAAUCGGUACGCAAACAUGAAGCUAAAGUUGUUGAUAUGAUUGAUAUUGAAAAUAUUGCCGAAAAGGCAGCAUUCUGCCGUUGCUGGAAGACAAAGAAUUGGCCCUAUUGUGAUGGCAGCCAUGGUGAACACAAUAAACAAACUGGCGACAAUGUUGGUCCUGUAGUGCUCAAGAGAAACUCUUAAAUAUAAUUGAUAUUUGUACAAUUAAUUUGGAAUUUUUAUUUUUUUUUUCCUUUCUUUGUUUUUUUAUUUAUUAUUUGGUUCCAACCGGUUAUUAUUAACAUUAUUGCUUUUAUGAUAUUCGCCCGAUAUUCGUCUUUUAAAGCGCUCUCACCAGGUGUGUUAAAAUAGUUAUUUGUUUAAAACAUAUUCAUAUUUUCUCUAAGAAUUUAAUAAUUAAAUUGUGGCAGAUUUUCCUACUAAAAAACCAAUCUUGUUUUGUUGUGCUUAAGACAAUAGUUUAAUUACGCAAUUAGAAUGAACAUACACUGUGAACAAAAUAAAAAAAAUUUAUGAAACAAACAAAAAA